Molecule: messenger RNA, 1508 nt
Organism: Alnus glutinosa
Lineage: Eukaryota; Viridiplantae; Streptophyta; Magnoliopsida; Fagales; Betulaceae
Exons: 4
Coding region: 384-1424 (346 amino acids)
Source: RefSeq, a predicted model, not a curated record
CCGACUUUGAAAACCAAAUACCCAAUCCAAGCAGGAAAAGUUCACCUCCAGUCCUCCAGAAAUCGCUAGCAAAAGUUGAACAAUGAAGCCUCAUAUUAGUUAUAUAUCAUUUUGAACUAACUAAAAUGCACCUGACUCUGCUUUCCUGCACUGAAUUGUAGAAAAUCUUCGCAUCCCAUUAUGCAGAAGAUUUCCUUCCCUUUCGUUUGUUUGUAUGUUUUACAAGAAUGUUAGGCAUGAACUGAAAGUCAAUAUAGUAGGCUACCAAAACGAGCAACCAACAUUUUUAUAACAACCUCUACUAUCGCUAAUUACCUACACAUUUGUCUAUCUCCUCUCCAGAUUGGCCCCUCAUAGAUUUUCACAUCCUCCAUUUCGGUGAGAUGUUUACAUUGGCAGCUUCGGUGUUUGUAGUGGGUGUUAUCAUAUAUGCUUAUAGGACAACUAAGCCUCCACCUCCCAAGAUAUGUGGGACGCCAAAUGGCCCUCCUGUUACUUCACCAAGAAUCAGGCUGGGCGAUGGGAGGCAUCUAGCUUACAGAGAGAGGGGUGUUGCUAAAGAAAAUGCCAAGUACAAAGUCAUCGUUGUUCAUGGCUUUGACAGCUCCAAAGACAUAUAUCUACCACUCUCUCAGGAGUUGAUGGAUGAGGUGGGUGUGUAUAUUGUAUCAUUUGACAGAGCCGGGUACGGUGAAAGUGAUCCGAACCCAAAGCGGUCGGUGAGGAGUGAAGCAUUUGAUAUUCAAGAACUGGCUGAUCAGUUGCAGCUCGGACCCAGGUUUUAUAUACUUGGAAUGUCACUUGGAACUUACCCAGUUUGGGCUUGCCUCAAAUACAUUCCACACAGGCUUGCUGGUGUGACUCUAGUGGUUCCAGUCAUCAAUUUUUGGUGGCCUUCUUUUCCUCCCAAACUGGUGAAUGAGGUGUACAAGAAGCAACUAAAGAGAGAUCAAUGGAAACUCAGGAUUGGGCACUAUGCCCCUGGACUAGUCUACUGGUGGAUGACCCAGAAGUGGUUCCCCUAUUGUUCUAUCUCGCAAAGACACCCUAUACUUUUUAACAAACGCGACGUAGAAACCAUCCAGAAAAUGUCACAAGUAGCAGCGCCUAACGAGGAUAAGGUACGACAACAAGGGGUCUACGAAUCCCUGCAUCGAGACAUAAUAGUGCAUUUUGGGAACUGGGAAUUCGACCCAAUGGAGCUUAAGAAUCCAUACCCUAACAAUGAAGCCUCUGUUCACCUGUGGCAUGGUCAUGAAGAUAAACUUGUGCCAUAUGAAAGGCAGCGAUAUGUGGUGAAGAAGCUGCCAUGGAUCAGGUAUCAUGAAGUUGCUGAUGGUGGGCAUCUAAUGAUUCACGAGACAGGUUUGUGUGAGGCUAUGUUCAGGGAACUCUUGCUUGGAGAAGAACCCUCUAUCAUAUAGGCGUGUUUCAAGAAAUAUACUUGUAUUGCUAUAUAUAUAUGCCAUAUGGCCAAUAAAAUUCAAGUUAAAUGGUUUGUUUCUUUA